CAGCCACACCACACCAUCCUCUCUUCUUUUUUCUUCUUUUCCUCCUCUCUCUCAACUAAAAAUCUGGUUAGACAAUGGAAGGCGAAGUCGACGCUUGGAUCGAACAGCUCAGCCAGUGCAAGCAGCUCUCAGAGGCAGAUGUCAAACGACUAUGUGACAAGGCACGAGAAAUCUUGAUGGAGGAAUCCAACGUUCAACCAGUGCGAUGUCCGGUGACUGUCUGUGGUGAUAUCCACGGCCAAUUCCACGAUCUCUCAGAGCUCUUCCGCAUCGGCGGCAACUCGCCAGACACCAACUACCUGUUCAUGGGCGACUACGUCGACCGUGGCUACUACUCUGUCGAGACGGUGACCCUCUUGGUCGCCCUCAAACUCCGGUAUCGCGAUCGUGUCACCAUCCUGCGCGGGAACCACGAGUCCAGGCAGAUCACCCAAGUCUACGGCUUCUACGAUGAAUGCUUGCGAAAAUACGGCAAUGCCAAUGUUUGGAGGUUCUUCACAGACCUGUUCGAUUUCCUCCCUUUGACCGCUCUCAUCGACAACCAAAUAUUCUGUUUGCAUGGUGGCUUGUCACCGUCCAUCGACACCUUGGACCACGUCCGAUCCAUCGACCGAGUGCAAGAAGUGCCCCACGAAGGCCCCAUGUGCGACCUCCUCUGGUCCGACCCCGACGAUCGCUGCGGAUGGGGCAUCUCACCCCGUGGCGCAGGCUACACCUUUGGCCAGGACAUCUCAGAAGCCUUCAACCACAACAACGGCCUCACAUUAGUCGCACGGGCCCAUCAGCUCGUUAUGGAAGGUUACAGCUGGGGUCAAGAUAGAAACGUAGUGACGAUCUUUAGCGCGCCCAACUACUGUUAUCGAUGCGGUAAUCAAGCUGCUAUAAUGGAGAUAGAUGAAAAGUUAUCUUACAGCUUCCUACAAUUCGAUCCUGCCCCGCGGGCCGGGGAGCCUCUCGUGUCACGCCGUGUCCCCGAUUACUUCCUGUGAUGUGUAUAAUAUAACCUACAAGCCACUUAUACCGUGUACAAUCAAUGAUCCUCGUCCCUCCUCCGUCUCUUCUUUCGCAAUGACAGUUCUCUUUUCCAACA
Molecule: messenger RNA, 1090 nt
Organism: Coprinopsis cinerea okayama7#130
Lineage: Eukaryota; Fungi; Basidiomycota; Agaricomycetes; Agaricales; Psathyrellaceae
Product: serine/threonine protein phosphatase PP2A catalytic subunit
Exons: 7
Coding region: 75-989 (304 amino acids)
Biological process (GO): mitotic cell cycle; peptidyl-serine dephosphorylation
Cellular component (GO): cytosol
Molecular function (GO): protein serine/threonine phosphatase activity
Source: RefSeq, a predicted model, not a curated record